This is a messenger RNA of Ostertagia ostertagi, 396 nucleotides long. NCBI's taxonomy places the organism in Eukaryota, Metazoa, Nematoda, Chromadorea, Rhabditida, Trichostrongylidae. The record is from the annotation of a GenBank genome assembly.
AUGGAUGCCGCACCGCCUGAACUGCUGGUGCUACUGUCACAGAUCUGUGGCGCUGUGAUGAUCGUGUUGUGUCUGUUCGGGGUCGUGGGCAAUUCACUCUCCCUAUACAUCUACACGAGGCCAGCUUUCCGCAAAAGAUCGAUCAAUAUUCUACUAUCAGCGCUGUCGGCCACAGAUCUCUCAGUAUGUGUGCUGUCAAUACCAGUUUUUAGCAGCAACCAUUUGCAGUUCUUCUUGCCAGUUUCCGAGAGGACGAUCGCCCUGCUCAUGUUCUAUGCGUAUCCGGUCACUGUCAUGUUUCAAUCGAUGAGUGUCUGGCUGCUUGUAUCGAUUACUGUCGAUCGAUAUUUGGCUGUGUGUCAUCCUUUCGAAGUCAGCAGCUACUGUACACGGUGA